Molecule: messenger RNA, 537 nt
Organism: Endocarpon pusillum Z07020
Lineage: Eukaryota; Fungi; Ascomycota; Eurotiomycetes; Verrucariales; Verrucariaceae
Exons: 1
Coding region: 1-537 (178 amino acids)
Source: RefSeq, a predicted model, not a curated record
AUGUACCCCAAAGUUAUCGACAUAGAAGAAGAGUAUCGAGAACGAACAGGUCUUGAUCCGAAGACAGGAAAAAGAAUAGAGGGUACACAGACGAAGAAGAGCAGAGGAAAGAAGACGCAAAAGUCUACAGCAAAGCAUGUUGCAGUGGAUAAAGAAACACAAUCCAAAAAGCGUCCAUCAGUCAAGAACGGAAACCCGGUGAUACCAGAUGACAGUAAUGUAGACAGUAAUGUUGAGAUAUGGGACCCUGAAGGUGAGUAUGUAAUGUCAGGGGCAUAUAACGAGCCCGGGGGCAACCCAAAAAGUCAUGUGAAGCAGAUUCAGAAAGCACACCUGAAGAAAGAAGCAAGCAUAAAGAAAAAAGCAAGUGCAAAGGAGGAUCAUACCUCACAAGCCCUUGUACCCAUCAACCUAUACUUGUCUCAGUCUCGUCUUGGAAAGAGCUUUCAAAUCUGGGCCUCUAACACGAAGCAAGAACAGAUAUUCAGACCUGGUUAUACUAGCUCAGGUGACAAGAUAAUCGCCUUAGAAAAGUAG